AUGUCGUCUAAUCUUCAAUUAUUACCAUUGCAUGAGAAUCAAUAUUUUCAAAAUAAUGUAAUUGAACUACUCAAUGAUGAAUGGCAACAAUCAAAAACUAUUCGUAUGCGACGUUUAGAACGUUCUUGUAAUGAUUUUCCUAUAUCAUAUAUUCUUAUAAAUAAUAAUAAUCAACUUAUUGGUUAUUGUUAUGUCGAUCGACUUCUAGAUGAAGAACAAAGUGUUAUUGUUGAAUCAGUUUGUAUACAACGAACAUUACGAGGCAAUGGUUAUGGACGAAUAUUAAUGAAACUUCUAGAAGAUCAACUUCAUCAACGAAAACCUAAAAUUGAAUUUAUUUAUUUAACAACAACUGAUAAACGUCAGUUUUAUGAAAAAUGUGGUUAUGAAGAAACUAAUCCACGUGUUCGAUUAAAUAUUUCAAGUAAAUUAUUUAAUGGUAAUGAACAAAUAUUAAAAAAUUUAUUAGCUAAUCAAAUACAACCAACAACUGAUAGUCAUGUUAUUUUACAAAAAGGUUCAACUAUUCAAAGAAUUCAAACUAUUUGGAUGAAAAAAAAAAUUUGA
Molecule: messenger RNA, 567 nt
Organism: Rotaria sordida
Lineage: Eukaryota; Metazoa; Rotifera; Eurotatoria; Philodinida; Philodinidae
Source: the annotation of a GenBank genome assembly